This is a messenger RNA of Lucilia cuprina (Australian sheep blowfly), 597 nucleotides long. RefSeq lists its product as uncharacterized. The coding region runs from base 1 to 597 and encodes 198 amino acids. Lineage: Eukaryota; Metazoa; Arthropoda; Insecta; Diptera; Calliphoridae. The transcript is spliced from 3 exons. The record is from RefSeq and is a predicted model, not a curated record.
AUGGUGGAUAAGGUGAUGAUGUAUAAUAAACAUCAAAAAUACCAACAACAGCAGCAAAAACUACUACCAGCUAAAGCAAAGUUAAAGCAGCAGCAACAACAACAACAAUUGAAAUGUAUAAACAAAACUCCUCAACUGGAGCUCAGAGAGAAGAGGGAGUUGUCAGAAAAAGCUGAAUUUUAUUACACAUUAAGUACAAAAAGUACUAAAACAACAACAUCAACAACAGCAUGUCUUAACGACAUUGUUGGUAGUAGUUGCUGUAAUAGUAUUAGUGUUCAAAAUUAUCUUUAUCAACAUCACAGGGGUCUUAAGAGAAGAUCAGAAAGAGGAGGAGGUGGCGCUGUUGGUGUUGGUGGUAGUUUGUAUUUGCGGCUUGUGUUGGUGGUAUUUAUGUUGUUAUUAUGUGGAGGCAUUAGUAAUAGCAAUAGCAACACCAGCACAAAUAACAACAACAACAAUAAUAACGAAUCAUUAUUAAAUGAUGGCGAAAGUAUUAAAGCCACCAACAGCAACAAUAAUGAUAAUUUAAGUAGCAGCAGUAGUGAAGAUUUAUUAAAUUCCUCCGAAAUUUUAAAUGAAUCAGAAGUCUCAUAA